UCACUUGUGAUACCGUGUAGGUAUAUCUAGAGAGUUUAUACGAAAAUUAAUGUUAUCUGCCAAGUGUAUGUGUCAUUAGUUCAUAUAACAAGUUUCAUUAUAUUCCUUUAGUCAAAUAACGUGUCAAAUGGCUGAUUUUCGCAAGAAGAAGCUCCUCUACGUUUUCAACAUCUUCUUUGACGUAAACCAAAGCGGGACCAUUGAUGGAAAGGAUUUCGAAUUAGCUAUUGAGAAAGUGUGCGUUCUUAGAGGCUGGAAAUCUGGAACACCAGAAUACAGAAAAACACACGACAGUCUUAUUCAAAUAUGGGAUGGACUAAGAAAAAAGGCCGAUUCAAAUAAUGAUGGGCAGGUGAGCGUCGAAGAGUGGUACCAAAUGUGGGACGAUUUUGCUAAAACACCGGAUAAGCCAUUAGAUUGGCAAACUCAAUAUCUGAAAUUCAUGUUCAACUUGGAAGACUCUAGCGGAGAUGGAGCCAUCGAUGUAGAAGAGUUUACUGGCGUUUGUUCAUGCUACGGUGUAGAUGCCUCUGAAUGUAGAAUUGCUUUUCAAAAGAUGUGUGCCGGAGAACCGCAGGUAACCUACGACCAGUUUAAGAAACUUUGGAACCAAUUUUUCAUUUCUGAGAACCCAUCCGAUCCCGGAAACUUUAUUUUUGGAAAAACCAAAUUUUAACGCAAUCGUGAAGAACGGGAAUAACGCAAAAGCAGAAGGGCAACUCAUGUGUUUCUCCUAAUAAAAGUGACUAAUCUCAUUUUUAAUUUACGUGCCUACAAUUACACACAUACUUAUGUAACAGCCAAAAAUAGAAGGGGUAGUAAGCGGUGUCGGUUUUAUUAUCUAUAUUAUUUAGUUUUGAUUAGUUUGCACGUCAGUCACCGUUUCGGAAAAUGUUUUAAUUACCUACAACCCAUUGAUGUUGGAUGAAAUAAAUGUGUUCAAAUCGGUUUUCCACACUACAUAAUUAUGCACUAGGGAAUAUUAUUUGUUAUUGUUAUAUAUCUAUUGCUAUACUGCAUGAAAUUGUCAAUUAACUACCUACUUAUUAUUAGUUAAAUAAUAAUUGCUAGGUUGUACAUACCUACGCUUUGUACCUGUAUAUAUGAGGUGUAAAAUUUAUUCUAUAUAUAUACGAGUAUAUCACUGUU
Photinus pyralis (common eastern firefly) is the source of this 1149-nucleotide messenger RNA. RefSeq names its product calexcitin-1 (gene Scp2). Gene Ontology annotation, molecular function: calcium ion binding. Bases 128 to 676 code for a protein of 182 amino acids. The transcript is spliced from 6 exons. The record is from RefSeq and is a predicted model, not a curated record. NCBI's taxonomy places the organism in Eukaryota, Metazoa, Arthropoda, Insecta, Coleoptera, Lampyridae.